Molecule: messenger RNA, 2323 nt
Organism: Fopius arisanus
Lineage: Eukaryota; Metazoa; Arthropoda; Insecta; Hymenoptera; Braconidae
Gene: AGBE
Product: 1,4-alpha-glucan-branching enzyme
Exons: 7
Coding region: 140-2224 (694 amino acids)
Biological process (GO): glycogen biosynthetic process
Cellular component (GO): cytoplasm
Molecular function (GO): cation binding; hydrolase activity, hydrolyzing O-glycosyl compounds; 1,4-alpha-glucan branching enzyme activity
Source: RefSeq, a predicted model, not a curated record
UCAUGGAUUUCGAGCUGAUCUUUCGGCUCAUCUCCACACACUGUCUCUGCAUUUCGUCACAUGCACACAUUAACACACUCGUCAGUAAUUGUUUAUAUCUGGCUUUACUUUUGGCCCGAAUUUUUGGGAUAAAAAUAGAAUGGGUGGCCAUUGGUCUAGCAUGGAUCCAUCCAAGGUGGACGUACCUGAGAUUGAUAAACUUUUGGAGAGGGAUCCCUACCUCAAACCCCACGAAAAUGAAUUCCGAAAGAGAUACGCACUGUUCAAGGAUUAUAUGGAGCAAAUCGAAGCCGGUGAUGGCAGCCUCGAUAAAUUCUCGAGGGCGUACGAAUCAUUUGGAAUUAUUGUCGAUGAGAAUAACGGGGUGACAGCUAGGGAAUGGGCUCCAGGGGCUAAACAACUUUAUUUGACAGGGGAUUUCAAUGGUUGGGACAGAAGGAAGAAUCCCUACGCUAAACAAGAAUUUGGGAAAUGGGAGUUAAAACUCCCCCCGAAUAGCGAUGGUACCUGCCCCAUUCCUCACCUGUCUGAGGUAAAAAUUAUCGUGGAGGAUGGAGCUGGUCAAUUUCUGGAGAGAUUGAGUCCCUGGGCGACAUACGUAACGGCUCCUGAAAAUAAAAACGAGGGUACGAAUUAUAAACAACGUCUCUGGCACCCUGACCCUCAAAAUCUCUACAAAUGGAGGAAUCCAAGGCCAAAAAAACCAAAGAGUCUUCGUAUCUACGAGUGCCACGUGGGAAUAGCCACGAGUGAACUACGGGUUGGGACUUAUUUGGAGUUCGCCAGAGGAAUAAUCCCGAGGAUCGUGAAACAGGGGUACAACGCCAUCCAGCUGAUGGCCAUCAUGGAGCACGCCUACUACGCCAGUUUUGGCUACCAGGUGACGUCGUUUUAUGCAGCCUCCUCGAGGUAUGGAACCCCAGAGGAGCUCAAGGAGUUGAUCGAUGUUGCUCAUGAACACGGACUGUUCGUUCUUCUUGAUAUGGUUCACUCUCACGCCUGCAAAAAUACUGUGGAUGGCCUCAACAUGUUCGACAGCACCGAUGCCUGCUUUUUCCACUCUGGAUCAAGGGGAGAACAUCCCCUCUGGGACAGUAGACUAUUCAAUUACGGCAACUACGAUGUCCUCAAGUUUCUCCUCUCCAACCUGCGGUGGUACGUCGAGGAAUAUCAUUUUGAUGGAUUCAGAUUUGAUGGAGUAACUUCCAUGCUGUACCACUCGCGAGGCCUGGGACAGGGGUUCAGUGGAAAUUAUGAGGAAUAUUUUGGGCUCAAUGUUGAUGUCGAGGGAAUUGUUUAUUUGAUGAUGGCUAAUUAUAUGCUACAUCGUUUGUACCCUGAGAUGGUGACAAUUGCUGAGGAUGUUAGUGGCAUGCCAGCCAUGUGCAGACCAGUAGAUGAAGCUGGAAUAGGCUUCGACUAUCGUCUGGCCAUGGCCAUCCCUGACAAAUGGAUUAAACUCCUGAAAGAAUUUCGUGACGAUGAUUGGAACAUGGGAGAUGUGGUCUGGACCCUGACUAAUCGGAGAUGGAUGGAGAAGGCAGUGGCCUAUGCUGAGUCACACGAUCAGGCCCUGGUCGGUGAUAAAACCAUCGCUUUUUGGUUGAUGGAUAAAGAGAUGUACACCCAUAUGAGUGUCGUAAGCGAUCCCAGUCCCAUAAUAUCACGAGGCAUUGCUCUCCACAAUUUGAUUAGACUCGUUACACAUGGACUCGGUGGCGAAGCUUAUCUCAAUUUUAUCGGGAAUGAGUUCGGGCAUCCGGAAUGGCUGGACUUUCCCAGAGCGGGGAAUAAUAGUAGCUACCACUACGCACGACGCCAGUGGAACCUAGUGGACGAUGACCUCCUAAAAUACAAAUUCAUGAACAAUUUCGAUCGCGCGAUGAAUCUAUUAGAGGAGAAAUACGGCUGGUUGGCUGCUGAUCCAGGGUACGUCAGCUGGAAGCACGAGGGGGACAAGGUGAUAGUCUUCGACAGAGCUGGACUCGUGUUCGUCUUCAACUUCCACCCAACCCAGUCAUUCCCGGAUUAUGCAGUUGGUGUACCCAAUGCUGGAACCUACAAAGUCGUACUGAAUAGUGAUGAUAAAGAAUUUGGGGGCGAGUGCAGGAUUGAUCCGGGUUGCAGGCACUUUUCAAAACCCGAGCCCUUCGCAGAUCGGCCACAUCGUAUAAUGGUGUACGUGCCCUGUCGCACUGCCAUUGUCUACGCAAUUGAAUCCUGAGGAUAAUCUCUCACUAGCAAAACUCAGACUUCCGAUAGAAGAUAAAUACGAAUUUUCAGAGUUUAUUUUAUACAAAAAAUAAAUAUUGAUUUAGGUAAA